Messenger RNA from Cottoperca gobio, 2650 nucleotides. RefSeq names its product replication protein A1 (gene rpa1). Gene Ontology annotation, molecular function: DNA binding. The transcript has 17 exons. Gene Ontology annotation, biological process: DNA repair; DNA replication; DNA recombination. The coding region runs from base 202 to 2001 and encodes 599 amino acids. Gene Ontology annotation, cellular component: nucleus. The record is from RefSeq and is a predicted model, not a curated record. NCBI's taxonomy places the organism in Eukaryota, Metazoa, Chordata, Actinopteri, Perciformes, Bovichtidae.
ACCACAAACUGAAGUCAGAUCUGUGAACGGAAACGGAAACUGCAGCAGCACAUUCGCGCGUUUGUACAAGCUGUUGGCGCCACCGACACAAUUCAGUAAAUUACUGUCAGUAGUGGAAGAAUAGAGUUGGCUGUCUAGCGAAAAUUUAAUUUAAAAUUUAGCUAAUUUGUCUUUUUGUAGCCAAAUUACAUCCUCGCAGACAUGACGAAGCUCUCAGAGGGUGCGAUAGAGGCUCUAUCAAACAGCACCGGUGGCAACGACGCAGUCCUUCAGUUGGUGAACAUUCGCAAAAUUGAUGGAGGAAACGGUCCAGCUCGCUAUCGUGUGAUGAUGAGUGAUGGAGUGCACACUCUGUCCUCCUUUAUGCUCUCGACGCAGCUGAACUUCAUGGUCGAGGACAAUUUACUGGCCCCGAACUGCGUCUGCAUUCUGAAGAGGCAUGUGACCAAUAUACUCAAGGAUAAAAGACGAGUAGUGAUCAUUUUGGAAAUUGAGGUCGUCAAGCCUGCUGAAGAUGUUGCUGGAAGAAUAGGUGACCCUACUCCUUACACUGAGGGUCAAAACAAAGCACCGCAGUCGGCGACAAACUCUGAAAACCGCCAACCGCUACAGCAGCAACAUAAAAGUGAAGUGAACAGAGGUUUCAAUAAAGACUUUGGUAAAAAGACUCCAUCUGCUAUGCCCAGUACUCCAGGGGGUAGCUCUAAAGUUGUGCCCAUCGCCAGCCUCAACCCCUAUCAGUCCAAGUGGACCAUCCGCGCCCGUAUAACCAACAAGAGCAGCAUCCGUACAUGGAGCAACUCUCGUGGUGAUGGCAAACUCUUCUCCACGGAGAUGGUGGAUGAGAGUGGAGAGAUUCGAGUGACUGGUUUCAACCAAGAGGUGGACAAGUUCUUCAGCCUUAUUGAAGUUGGAAAGGUCUACUACAUCUCCAAGGGCUCCCUGAAGAUCGCCAACAAGCAGUACACAUCAGUGAAGAACGACUAUGAGAUGACUCUCAAUGGAGACUCCACCAUCAUCCCCUGUGAAGACAGCUCUGAUGUUCCCAUGGUGCAGUGUGACUUUGUCUCUAUCGCAGACCUGGAGAACAGAGAGAAAGACGCCAUUGUUGAUGUGAUUGGCGUGUGUAAGAGUGUGGACGAAGUGACCCGCCUCACCACCAAGGCCAACAGAGAAGUGUCCAAGAGGACGCUCCACCUAAUGGACAUGUCUGGGAAGCUGGUGACUGUCACGCUGUGGGGAGAGGACGCAGAGAAGUUUGAAGGCUCUGGACAGCCCAUCGUAGCCGUUAAGGGGGCGAAGCUUUCAGACUUUGGAGGACGGUCCCUCUCUGCAUCCUUCAGCAGCACUGUGAUGAUCAACCCCGACAUCCCGGAGGCAUACAAGCUCAGAGGCUGGUAUGACAAGGAGGGUCAUGCCAUGGAUGGACAGUCUCUGACGGAGAUGAAAGGCGGUGGGGGAGGAAACACCAACUGGAAGACUCUGGCCGACGUGAAGACGGAGCACCUGGGGCAUGGAGACAAGGCAGACUACUACACCUGCAUUGCUACCAUUGUGUACCUGCGCAAGGAAAACUGCCUUUACCAGGCUUGUCCUAGCCAAGACUGCAACAAAAAAGUGGUAGACCAACACAACGGCAUGUUCCGCUGUGAGAAGUGUGACAAAGAGUUCCCCAACUUCAAGUACCGCCUCAUCCUUUCUGCCAACAUUGCGGAUUACGCGGACAACCAGUGGGUGACUUGCUUCCAGGAGAGUGCAGAGUCCAUCCUGGGCCAGAAUGCAGCUUACCUCGGGCAGCUCAAGGACUCUAACGAAGCUGCCUUUGACGAGAUCUUCCAACAAGCCAACUUCCACACUUUUGUCUUCCGCAGCAGAGUGAAGCUAGAAACGUAUAACGAUGAGUCCAGGAUCAAGGCUACAGUGAUGGAUGUGAAGCCCGUCGACCAUAUGGAAUACAGCAAGAGGUUGAUCAUGAACAUAAGGAAACUGGCUGCUGAGUAGGAUCCUUGAUGCCAAGUAUUGUGAUUCUGCUACGGUUUUUCUUUGUUUCAAAGAGUCAACAAAGAGCUCUACAUGUAUGACAAAUUAGCUUGCAAAGCUUUUUGUGUUUAGUUUAUAUUUUGGUUAUGUUUUACUUCCUUGUGAAUAAGUGAUCCUCGAAGUACUUACCUUGACUGUUUGCCUUUUCUUUAUUUUCUGGCCUGAUGCAUUUUAUUUGGUGAACAUAGUGGACGAGGAUUUAUUUCCAUUCUUUUUGUUAUUUGGGUAAAAAGAGAGUGGGUCAGUAAACCACAAAAGAAAUCAUCACCGUGUCUGUCUUAAGUCAGCCAGUUGUUCCUGUACUGUGGGGGUGGUGACUGCUUUGAGCUGAAGACCAGUACGGUAGCUAGCACUCUUUUCACUUUAGUGCACACAGAACGGCUGGGCUGGACCUGCACAUCCCUGAUAAGACAGUUUGCUCUCUCACUCCGUCUCUCGCAUAUUGCAAACAUAAGCACAUAUACACAUGCACGGUGCAGACCUAAUGGGAAAAGCUACUGCAGUCUAUUUAAGUAGAUACAAGGUGUUGUCCAUAUUUCCAAUUCCUGUAACUGUUUUGUGUCUUCAGUUUUUGUGUGAUAAUUUUGGGAAUAAAUGUUUGUAAUCGGUA